AUGACUUCUCUUGGUGUGAAGAGAGACCCUUUAUCUGGGAAGGCCAUUGAAGAAGUCAAUAAUCCAGGUGGAGGUGUCGGACAUGGUACUUGGGAUGUUGGGAAAGGUGACGUGUUCAUCUGGGCGCUGAGAGGAAUUCUUUGGGACUUGGGGGAGGGGGAUAGGACAAAGCUUGUGUACAGGUGUACUACUUGGUCAUUCCUCUGUUCAAAACCCAAGGCCAACUGUGUCACCUCGCUGGCUCUCUCCUUCCCCCUGGUGAUAACACUUCCCCUGUUUUCCUUCAGAUCUACCUGUCUGACAAUUCAGAGGCCGACAAGAUUUGCCAACGAAGAAUCUCAGACGGGAGGUGAUUACUCCCUCAAUAUCAACACCGUCUCCACCCUAUCUCGUAUGUUGGACAGGGAGAACCUUUGGGUACAGGCUUUCCUGGGUACCCGUGCUUGCCUGGCAGAAUGCGACACGACUCCCAGCUUUCUUAUCAAAGCGGUGGAACCCAUUGUGAGGGACGUUCGUCGGUACAAUCGACCUAGGGCAUCUGAGAUUGGCGUCAUCAUCCCUGCAGGCCAAGGCUCAGUUGAUAAACGCAAUAUCAUCACACAAGGGGUGACUGGCUAG
Cryptococcus wingfieldii CBS 7118 is the source of this 618-nucleotide messenger RNA. RefSeq lists its product as hypothetical. The transcript has 2 exons. The coding region runs from base 1 to 618 and encodes 205 amino acids. The record is from RefSeq and is a predicted model, not a curated record. Lineage: Eukaryota; Fungi; Basidiomycota; Tremellomycetes; Tremellales; Cryptococcaceae.